CGUAGACGUUGCUGCUCAGGCUUCAAGAUGGCGGAAGCCCUGACAACUCAAGAGGCGGCAGUGGAGGAGUUCCUGGCUGAGCUGAGGUGUCGGGAACAGUCUCAAAAUGCAGAUCUCAUCAGUCAGAUGACAGCGGUUAAGUUCCUCAUGGCAAGAAAGUUUGAUGUCUCUAGAGCCAUAGAUCUUUUUCAAGCUUACAAGAAUACCAGAAUAAAGGAAGGCAUCUACAAUAUUAACCCCAAUGAGGAGCCAUUAAGGAGCGAGUUACUCAGUGGGAAAUUCACAGUUCUGCCUGGUCGUGAUGCGAAAGGUGCAGCUUUGGCUCUUUUUACAGCACGUCUCCAUCAGCCAGACCGCACUACCCAUAAAGCUGUUCUUCAGGCCAUUAUAUAUCAGCUGGAUAAGGCUAUUGAGAGUGUUCAGACUCAGAGAGACGGGCUCAUUUUCAUCUAUGACAUGACUAACUCCACAUAUGCCAACUUUGACUAUGAGCUUUGCGUCAAGAUUUUGAAUCUGCUUAAAGGGGCUUUCCCUGCUCGUCUGAAAUGCGUCUUCAUCGUGUCAUCUCCGUUGUGGUUCAGAGCACCGUUCGCGGUACUCCGUCUGUUUGUGAGAGAGAAACUGAGAGAGAGGGUGUGCACUGUAAAAGCCCAUGAACUGGUCAAUCACAUCCCGGUCAACUCCCUUCCAGAACAUUUGGGUGGCUCAUCACAGUAUAGCCACAUUGCCUGGAUCCAAUCAUGCGUAAACUCCAGCCCCAAUCACCCCAAUAACUCUGCAUACGUCACUGGGGAUUGCUUGGGAAGUCUGCUUCACUCCUACUCCAUGGAGCACGACCAGAACACCUCCGCUGACCCCUUAACUGCCAAAACGUCAGGGGCCACCUUCCUGGGGGACGGCCUGAACUCAAACUGCCCCAUUUUGGAUGAAAACAAUGCCAACGUGCCGAACCACAGAACGACAGGCCAUGCGCAUUGGAACGGCUCUGCACUGCCAAGUUCAGAGUCGAACGCCAAUGUCUUAAAUGGGCGUGGCCGUCAACCACCCCCACAAUCGGACACGCCCCCAGAUACGCCAAUUCACCAAAAAAACACAGCAGGAGGUGGGACUUUGGGUGUGAGAGGAGCAUGUUUGGAUGCCAGUCGGCAGGAUGGCAAUGGUGCUGAGGAGAGUCAACAGGAUGUGGAGUUACUAGAAGACGAAAUGGGUGAAGGAGAUGGAGUUCCACCCCUUCCACUGAAAUCAAGGCCGCCACCCCUGAAUCACAGCCCCACCCCAGAUAUGAGCUGGUUACCGGGAUCGCUGACGGAAACAGCCAUGUUGUCAGUUCAUGUCGCUGAGCCUGGAGGAAUGAGUGUGCAGGAUCUGGUACAGCACGUCAAGCGCAAAAAGAAGAAGGGCAUUUAUCAGGAGUACGAGGAGAUCCGCAAAGAGCCUCCUGCUGGAACCUUUGAUUAUUCAAAGAAAGCAUCUAACCAGAUAAAGAAUCGCUACAGUGAUGUGCUUUGCCUUGACCAAUCACGUGUUCGCCUCUGUCCGCUCAAUGAUGAGGAUGAUGAGACAUCUGACUAUAUCAAUGCAAGUUUCAUGGAUGGUUACAAGUGGAGUAAUGCUUACAUAGCUACUCAGGGGCCUUUGCCAAAAACAUUUGGAGACUUUUGGCGAAUGGUGUGGGAGCAAAUGGUUUUAAUCAUUGUCAUGACUACAAGAGUUGUAGAGCGAGGCAGAGUGAAAUGCGGGCAGUACUGGCCAUUAGAGACUGGCCGCACUGAGGAUUAUGGGUACUUUUUGGUGAGAAAUGUCCAUAUUGAGAUGUUUCAGGACUUUAAGCUAUCACACCUGGAGCUCUUCAACACUCAGACAGGGGAAUGUAGGGAAGUGUCUCAUUAUCUCUACAUGAGCUGGCCAGAUUUUGGUGUUCCGAAGUCAGCAUCGGCCAUGUUGGAUUUCCGGGCACAAGUAAAACAUAGACAGGAGUCCUCAUUACGAACACUGUAUCCAGAUUGGACGGGACCCCCAGGAGGCCCCCCAGUGGUGGUGCACUGCAGUGCAGGCAUCGGCCGAACAGGCACGUUUUGUACUUUAGACAUUUGUCUCUCUCGUCUGGAGGACAUCGGGACAGUGGACAUUAAGCAGACAGUGCGUCGCAUGCGGACACAGCGUGCCUUCAGCAUCCAAACAUGGGACCAGUACUAUUUCUGUUAUAAAGCGGUGAUCGAGUACGGCCAACAGAGCGGCUUGCUGCAGCCAGUGGAGUGGUCUGACACAGAGCUGGAAACCGACAGCGAGUGAAUCAGGAAUAACAGGACUCAAGCGGCACAGAAGGAAAACAAGCCGUCUUUUUCCCCUCUCCAGGCUACAGGUAGACUCCACCUUCACCUUUUUUCUCCAGAGGAACAUGCGGAGAUACUGAAAGAGGAGCGGAGGAUGCUUUUAUCCUGCCACUUUUAAAGCCCUUCUUUUCACUCUGAUCUGAACCAGAUCCGAGACUGAGGCUUUGUGUACGAGUUGUAGCAUUUUAUUUUUGUUUUGUUUGUUUGUUUUACUUUUGAUAUAUAUAUAUAUAUAUAUAUAUAUAAUACUGACUUGCACAUGUGGGUUGACAAACUUGAAAAAUCCAGUUUAUCGUAUUAUCUGCUCUCUUUAUUUUUAUUAUUAUUAUUCUCAACGUGUUGUCAAUUUAAUAUCACUCGACUAGAGGGUUAAAUUCACACUUUUUAUCAAAAGUGUAAGAACGUGAAACUUGAAUAUACUUUUUUCAAAAAAAAUCUUCGUCUCGCAUCAAAAUAGCAAUUCUCUUCAUGUCUGAACCGGUUUCAACAGUUUUUGUGUUGCGUUAAAACUAAUCUUCAAGCCAAAGGUAUGGUGUCGAAUGCUUGGAUGUAUCUGUUAUGAUCGUCGUGACUUAAACCCUUGUAUAUCUUGUAACAUACAUUUAUAUAUUGUGCAUAACAACCUUUGAAAAGCCUUGUUUUAAUAUAAUACUCUCUCUUCGAAAAUGUGUAUCUAUAUAUAAAUAUAUAUAUAAAGAAUAUAUGUAAAGUUUUAUGUCGGGUUAAAACCAUAUAAAAAGAAGGAGAGGAGGAACACGACUAUGCCAUAUACGGUAUAUCAUGUUGAUUGUUGUGGUCCUGCAGAUUUGAUUUUCAUUUAACCAUGACUCAUGAUUAUCCAGCCUUAAUGCAGGGCGUCUCUCACUCAGAGCAUCUCCGCUAUGAGAUUCUCUCAGAAUUCUGGCCCUUAACCUUCAAUCACUGCCUUGCUCCCUCUCAAGUAUGAACUUUGACUUGUUUUUUUAAUCCUUCCACUAUGAGCCCCAAGUUGAAGUAUCUUGACCCUCACGGACACUGCUUCUGUUACCAUGAUUCCCUUCAGUGUCUGUACUGAUGUGAAGUGUUGGAGUCAUUUGUUACAAGUGAACUGGGUCUUCAGCUGUGUAAAGCUCCGGGGCUGAAACGCCUCGGUUUUUGUGCCUUCAAGUUUUCCGUAGCUCAACGAGUAGAACAAUUUGUUUCACACACACAUAUAGGGAAUUUAAUUUAAUCUCAGGGGUAUACUUGGUGUUUUCCUGCUCUCAAAACAUGAACAGAAAAGAAGCAAAAACCUAUAGACGUGUUAUUUUAGAGUUUAUACAGCAUCCUGUAUUCUUUUACUGUUUUUAUUUAUGCCUUUUCAGCAGUAUUGAAAUUUGAAUGUUGGUACGACAAAAUGAACAGACAUGAUGUUUUUUUUUUCAAUGGAUAAGCUAAAGAAAUCAAACCGCAAGACAGAAGACUUCUUGGUUUUCGUUUUGUUUCUCAUUAAGUUCAGUUCAAUGUGGAAUUGUUACUCAGCGUUGUGUUUUGGGAGAUCUGUUAUUUUUCCAGAUGCCUGUAGCAAAACCUUUUUCAUACUUUGAACUGUUAAAAGGGCCAAGACUUAAACACACACACGUGACCGAACAGCACGGCUGCCACUAACAGUUUUUAACUCUUUGCCAAUCAGAAGACAGAAAGACGUUUUAAUGUAAGAAAACCAAAAAGGAAAAAAAAAUAGGAAAUGAACUUGAAUGUUAUGAUUAUGAUUAGAAGAAAAUCACAUUGUUUUUAUUUUGGAGAACUACGGAAUGCUUUCUCCUGGAAUAUCAAUGCUUGUAUGAUGAUGAUGAUGGUAGUGAAUGUGUAAACGUCCCACUCAUCUAAUGUUUACUGAUUUCUCCAGUGCAGGUGUGUUUUAUACGGCUGAUUCCUGCUUGAAUGAAACGAAGUGGGACACACUUGGCUGUGAUUGAUUAAAGCAGUCGGGAAUGCAAUGUGAGUGUUUUUAUUUGUUCUUUUGGUGCCCAAAAAUCUUGUGAUCGAGUAAUAGCCUUUUUUUUUUUACUUCCCACAUCUGCACUAGUGUUGUAGUAAACCUGAAUAUUAUUCUGAAA
Danio aesculapii is the source of this 4411-nucleotide messenger RNA. RefSeq names its product protein tyrosine phosphatase non-receptor type 9b (gene ptpn9b). The transcript is spliced from 13 exons. Lineage: Eukaryota; Metazoa; Chordata; Actinopteri; Cypriniformes; Danionidae. Bases 28 to 2292 code for a protein of 754 amino acids. Gene Ontology annotation, molecular function: protein tyrosine phosphatase activity. Gene Ontology annotation, biological process: protein dephosphorylation. The record is from RefSeq and is a predicted model, not a curated record.